AUGCAAUCUGGUCUGACGCAAGAUCUUGACUCCAACGACGAGGGUAGAUACGCUAGAAUGUUCAUCUAUGAUAUCUCUGGCUCGCCGACUUUGAAGCAUUCAUAUGUUGUCAAACUCCCAGUCACAAACGGUAAAGGGAAAACCUUCGCUCAAUCGGAUGUCCUUUACCUUUCUGAAAAUACCUUGAUGUUGCUCUCGCGAGAUGGUAAAGGUAACGGAAACGAUGACAGUGAAUCGAAACACAAGGAUUUCAUGCUUUUCAACUUUGACGGUGCCACAGAUCUGGUCAACACCGAAUAUACCGAUGGCGUGACGCCAGUCUCCCCUAAAGGUGUUCUUGAUUCAAGCAUCGUCGCUGCGGAACCUAUUGAAUUCAUCGAUAUGAUUGAUGAGGUACAACUGAAGCGAUUUGGAUUGCACAACGCUGGUGAUUUCGAUGUCAGCUUGAUCAAUGGUAAAUGGGAAUCAGCUGCUAUCGGGUCAGUCCAAGAUCCCGAGUACCCCAAUGACUACUUCCUAUUCUCCUUCUCCGAUAACGAUUUCAUCACCACUAACGGUUUCGAAGCCGGUGAGAAAUAUGUUGAUGGUAAUGGAAGUACCUUGGACAACCAAGCAUUGGUUUGGCGAAUCACCCUUCCCUAG
Molecule: messenger RNA, 642 nt
Organism: Kwoniella botswanensis
Lineage: Eukaryota; Fungi; Basidiomycota; Tremellomycetes; Tremellales; Cryptococcaceae
Exons: 2
Coding region: 1-642 (213 amino acids)
Source: RefSeq, a predicted model, not a curated record